Messenger RNA from Esox lucius (northern pike), 2814 nucleotides. RefSeq names its product endonuclease domain-containing 1 protein-like. NCBI's taxonomy places the organism in Eukaryota, Metazoa, Chordata, Actinopteri, Esociformes, Esocidae. Gene Ontology annotation, molecular function: hydrolase activity; nucleic acid binding; metal ion binding. The record is from RefSeq and is a predicted model, not a curated record. The coding region runs from base 1310 to 2317 and encodes 335 amino acids. The transcript is spliced from 2 exons.
UGCACUGACACGAACACGCGAGUACCUGUGACAUCAUCUGCGGCCCAUUGUUGUAAACCUUGGAAGUGGCACAGAGGGGCGCAACUCCCUCUAUUGAUAACAGAAACAACGCAGCGACAGCGGCGGAGCUGUUUAAAACAACCGUGCCCCAUCUCCGAAUCACCAGGGCCCUGGAUCACUCACAUUGGAGAGUCUGUCGUACACGUUGGACCGAAAUAAGAUCUGUGGCCUCGCGGGGCUCCCAGGUGAUUAGGGGUUAGCUAAACAAAGACAGUCGGGAUAAACCAAGAGUAGAACAGGCAAGAGUAUACAGUAGACACAUGAAGAGGCAGGUGUCCCACUGGGGGGUCAGACACGACCGGUCCCCCCAUACUUGCUGUAGAACCGGCGUAGAAGUUUAACUGGACAGAUCGGCCUGUCGGUCCCGGAGGGACCUGCAAAAUGUAAACUGCAAUUAAUAGCCUAAACAGAUGGUAUACAAGUGAAUACAGAAUAAAUUAAAUGGCAAUAAGUUACAAUGUAGGAUUACACUCAUGGAAUCAUGCAUAUUAAAUUAUUUAAAUAUUACUGUUGUGGAGAUGUCUGUAUAUCUCAGCGCAUUAGUUGGUGUGGAAAAUAGGUCAAUGUAAAAUAAAUGUUUAUGUCCACAUGAGCUCACGACAUUUAGUUUGCCGGCAAGAGAAAAUGUGUCCCCCAAGUCUCAAAGGAAAGAUGGUUCAGGAAAAUUAAAGUUUGGUUGGACAUCACAUUUAGGAGAUUUUUUUUUAACCAAAAUCUAAGCCUUAGCCACGACCUGCAGAAUGGAAGUGUUUAAACUUAUAGAAACUCUGAGAAGCUCGAUGUUUGAGGUAGUGAACCAAUUCAAAGGGCUGUUAAGAUUGAAAACUGAACAUAUUACUAUUAAGAUGUUGAAAUGUUGAAUAUGUAUUUUGAAAUACAUGCAAUAUUGCAGGUUCUAUAUAUAAAGCACAGCAAUAGAGAUCUCAAACAAGGAAAUGAAGUAGGAAAGGGGCACCUUAAGACAAAUUCCUAAUUCGUGUCAUAUGUAUCAUCGCUUUCAUUAAAACUAUGCACAGGAAAUGUACUGUGUGAAGUCUGUGUUCAUAAGUGCACAAUAUUUUUACACUGUAUAUGGUAGUAUUAUAAUGAAAAGCCACAGCAACAUAAUUAUUUAGCAGACCAAAAAUGAGAAGCAGGAUGUCUAACUUUAGAUGAAGGACAGAACAAUAAUGAAGAACCAGACUCAGACAGGGGUGGCCUGUUAUAUUCUGACUGUGACCUAAUUGUGACCUUGUCAAGUCUUUAUGUUAUGAAGAUAAUGCAAUCUAUGUUAAUCUGUGAUGUUUUUCCCAACAGGGAUCGAAACAUGGUGAAUCUGUCUCUCAUGUGUCUGGGUCUGCUCUCCUUGUGGGGGGUCAGAGGGGAAGUAGCUCCAAAUUUCAACCACUGCAAAAAGUUUUUCUUCAGGCAGACGCCAGUGUCCGGUCUGAACAUAGCCCUGCCCACUCCUGUUGAGACCAAGACGCAGAAAUUAGUUAAUCCUAAGAAAUGUCUUUCUGCUUACAAUGCUGCCUCUCCUGCCUACAUCUGUCAGAUAUACAACAACCAGUACUACUUUGCCACUCUGUAUGACAGAGGAAGGAGGAUCCCUUUGUACUCUGCAUAUAAAAUGGAUAUCAAAGGGGAACCUGAAAGGAAUGGGUCCAUAGUUAAUUAUGAGCCGCAGCUUGUGCAUCCUGGACUAGCAAAAAAUCAAAUGAAAAAGAAAGAAUGCUUGACAGAAAUCAAGAAUUACAACAAAAAUCAGAGUAAUGACUGCAAAGAAUCCUUUCCACAAUACCGACAGACCUACAAGCUUAGCUGGAGUCAGGCCCUCAAUGAUGACUUUGGCACCUAUACCCGUGGACACUUGAACCCUGCAGGGCAUCAUGGAAAAGGAGAUGCCUCCCAAGCCACCAUGACCUUCACCAACGUAGCUCCCCAAAACCCGACAAUGAACCAGGUCCAAUGGAACCAGUAUGAGCAGAAGCUGAAGAAUGUUACCAGUAAAGGCUGUAGUAAUAUGUAUGUUGUGACGGGGGUGGUCCCAAGCAAUAAGUGGGUAGAUCAGAAAAAUCGAGUCAAUGUUCCCAGUCAUUACUGGAAUGCCUUCUGCUGCACUGACAACAACAAUAAACCUCUCAGGUCUGGAGGUGCCUUGUGUCCUAACACAGAUAAGGGUCGAGUUACAGAGUAUAAAACUGUUGCAGAUCUUCAGAAGGAGCUUAGAAGGCUAAUGCGUGUCAAAAACAAUGUCCAAAUCUUUAAAGGCUGUUAAUCUUAGACAGAUGUGGCCAGACAUAAGUUUAAUAUCUGGUGUGAUUAUAUUGUGUUACAAAAUGCAAACUUUGGCUAUCUGAAUCUAUUACUAUUUGCUGUAGUGUAUGAUGAUGAAUGUUUUAGAAAUGACUGAAUUUAGUUAGUAAUAAAAAAAGGUUCAAACCUUGCUCCAUGCCGAUCACAACAAUUUCAAAAUGAGUCCUUAAAAAACACCCAUAAACCCCAAAAUGUUUUUCAUUAACAUUAUUCCUCAAGUAAGGAAGAGAAUUGGAUUCAGAAUUGAAAUGUCUGGGUACUUCCUGAAUUGACUGGAAAUUUCAGUGGAAUUGACCCAAAUUCCGCUAUUAGUCACACGGUUUGUCUCUGAAAUAUGUACAUCGUUGUUGAGACUGAAUGAGAGUUUUCUACAUUUUGUUCAGAAUAUUUUUGUUGGGUGACAGCUUUUUCUGAUAGAUAGUUGUCAUUAUUAACCAAUAAAUACUUUUUUAAAGCUAA